UGAGUGGAAGGGAUUUAAUGCCCAAGUCCGUCGGAGGGGCGAGACCCUCGCUGCGCUCUGGGGCCGCUUCGUUCUUGUUGCUGCGAUCGCUGCCCGGCUGUUUCCCUUUUCCCUUUUCUUUUUCCUGCCCCCUCCCCAUUUCCUCCCCGCUGCCGCCGUCUCGGACGUCUCAGCCGUCUCUUCCCCGCAGAGGCGAGCAGAGCUCCUCGGAGCCAAGCUAACCCCAGGGCCGCUGCAUCUGCACCUCUCUUCCCCCAGACCGCUGCGAAACCUUAACCCCAUCAGGUCUGCGCAAGGGGACUUCCACCGCAACCCUAUCCCCGAAAGCAGGGGCUGCUGAAAGAGGAUGCUUUGUUCCUAGGGCCCGCCUGCCUCAGUUCUGGUCUCCCGCCAGAUUGCCCCGAGAAUGCGACUUCCUUUUGUCCCUCCUGCCCUCUUUUUCUUCCUGGCAUCUGCAACCUGCUUUCCAAAGGACCUGAUCCCUCUGAGCACUGUUGGUGUGACAGGAACGGCCCAAUACCCUUACUUCAGAGGCCUCGCCGGAGACAAUGACACAGCCCAGCUGGGACUGGAUUUCCAGAGCAUGCAGCUCCUCAACCGGACCCUUUUCAUCGCUGCCCGGGACCACGUCUACGCCUUCGAUCUCCGACGGACCAAGGAUGACUUCUCUCCAAUCAGGCAUCUCACGUGGAGGACACAAGACAUGGGCAAGUGUGCAAUGAGAGGAAAGCUUCAGAGCGAGUGCUACAACUACAUCAAAGUCCUAGUUCCGAAGAACGACCAAACACUCUUGGCGUGCGGCACCAACGCCUUCAACCCGGUGUGUCGGACCUACAAGAUCAGCAGCUUGGAACAGGAAGGGGAAGAACUGAACGGGCAGGCACGGUGCCCCUUUGAUGCAAAGCAGCCCAACGUCGCGCUUUUUGCUGAAGGGAACCUGUACUCUGCCACGGUGGCCGACUUCCUGGCCAGCGACGCGGUGAUCUACCGCAGUCUGGGGGAGCGAAGCCCAGUGCUCCGGACCGUGCGCUACGACUCCAAGUGGCUGAGAGAACCCCACUUUCUGCAUGCUCUGGAGUACAGGGACUUCGUCUACUUCUUCUUCCGCGAGAUCUCCAUGGAGUACACCGCUCUGGGCCGGGUCAUCUUUUCCCCCGUGGGGGGGGUCGGCAAGAACGACCGGGGGGGCUCCCCUCGCGUGCUGGAGAAGUACUGGACGUCGUUCCUGAAAGCCCGUCUCAAUUGCUCAGUGCCGGGCGACUCCUUCUUCUACUUCGACGUCCUCCAGGCCGUCACGGAUGUGUCCCGCGAGAACGGGCCGGCCGGCCUCUUUUCGAUCUUUUCCCCCCCGACCCACAGCAUCAUGGGCUCUGCAGUCUGUGCCUUCUACAUGGACGAAGUGGAGCGGGUGUUUGACGGCAAAUUCAAAGAGCAAAAGAACGCGGACGCAGCCUGGACUCCCAUCCCCGAAGAGAAGGUCCCGAAGCCCAGACCCGGCUGCUGUGCCGGCAUUGGCAGAGCCUCGGCCUUCAAGACCUCCAAUGAUUUUCCCGACGAGAUGCUGAGUUUCAUCAAGUCCUUCCCUCUGCUGGAUGAAGCUGUGCCGUCCAUCGCCGAGCAGCCGUGGUUUACGAAGACCGCCAGCCGGUACAAGCUGACCCACCUGGCUGCAGACCCAGCGGCUGGCCCCUUCCGGAAUUACACAGUCCUUUUCCUGGGCUCGGAGGACGGCACGGUGCUGAAGAUGCUUUCCCGAAUGAGCGAGAACGCCACCGUGGAGACGCUGCUGCUGGAAGAGGUCUCCGUCUACCAUCCAUCCCAGUGUAGCAUCCGGAAGGCGGAUCGGCGGGUUCUGGGGUUCACGCUGGAUGCGGCCAACCACGCCCUGUACGUGGCCUUCUCCAGCUGUGUGGUACGGGUGCCCCUCAGUCGCUGCGGGGCCCAUAGCACCUGCCGAAGGAGCUGUCUGGCUUCCCGGGAUCCGUACUGCGUCUGGCUACACACAGGCGCUUGUGUCGCGUUCAACAAUGAGAUCAGAAGCGGAUUCGAACAAGACGUCGAAAAUGCAGCCAGGUACACGGGGAGCUGUCAAGACGUCGUCACAGCCACCGGAAAUCGGGAUGGCAGCAGCAACUCUGCCUAUGCCAUAUUGGAUCGGCCAUUUCAGAAGUCCCCGCAGGCGCCUCUCUACUGGGGCGCCGUGGCGGAGAGCCUGAGACCCUCCGCCAUGCAGACGCGCUGCUGGGCUGCCCGCGUUGCUGUGGCAACCGGCCUGCCGCAGCUGCCCUUCCGGCCCAAGGUGGCUGCUGGCCAAGGCUGGAUGGGAAAGAUGCAGACCGUGGCAGCCUCCACCUCCGGACCCUUCCCGGAGGUCCCCCAGGGGUCUCAUCCUGCUAGCUUGGCUCCUGACGCCCGGCCGGCCCCCGGCGUUGGGGACCCACGCUCCACCCUCCGCGUGGCUGUGAGCACUCAGGGGGUGCGGCAGGAGGCGGAGGGCCGGGACGGCGCCCGGACGGUCCACUUCACCUUCCUGAUCGGCUGCGUCUUCGUGGCGUUCCUCCUGGGCGCCUUCCUCUCGGGCCUGCUCGUCUCCUGCUACUGCAGCCACGCCGGGCAGAAGGGCAAGCACGGCGGCAGGGACCUGGAGAGUGGCCUGCAGCGCCCGCUGUCUCUGCGCAGCCUGGCCCGGAUGAACGGCCUGGCGGAGAACCCGGCCAAGGACGGGCUGGUGGAGGCGGCCUCCACGAAGCUCUACACCACGCUGCUGCCCAGCGAGAAGGAGCCGCCCAGCGCCGCAGCCCUGGCCAAGGCCGGCGCCAAGGAGCACCCGGAGCUGUCCGGCCUGCCCACGCCGGAGUCCACGCCGGAGCUGCCGCUGAAGAACAUGAAGGCCAUCCGGAACCAGUGGGAGCGGAACCAGAACUUCAACAACGCCAAGGAGGCGCAGGGGAAGCCCCCGCUCUUCCACACGCCGGGCGCCGCCUCCCACGCCUACCCGCUGCCCAGCGCCGUGGCUGUCCACGGCUACGACGCACCCCUGGUGGGCUACCUGGACGAGAAGAAGAUCCCCAACUCGGAGCGGGUGCUGGUGCGUCACUCCCAGUGCUACCUGCCCAAGGGGGUGGAGGUGACCACCCUGGAGGAGCUGCUCCGGCACCUGCACGAGACCCACGGCCCACCCAGGAAGGCCCCGGGCAGCGCCCCGGCCCACCUCCCCCCCGCUGCCGCCGCCGUGUCCUUCGCCAACCGCGUGCAGCCCAAGAUCCCCGACGUGGAGAGCGCCCCUUACUACAGCUCCUCCACCCUGCCGAGGGACAGCCUGCCCCGGAGGCUGGAUGUGCCCCCGGAUCCGCCGCCGCCGCAGGCCUGCCUGGAGAAGCCGGGCCGGCCGGCCGCACACAGACACUCGCUCUGCGCCGCCCCGAAGCUGGCGAACGUUGCGGGCGGCGCGGGGCUGGCCCGGCAGCACAGCCUGGGCCCGGCGGGGAGGCCGCCCCCCGCCGCCCUGCUCACCCGCAUGCACUCCACGGGCUCGUCGGUGCCCGAGGAGGGCCGCCCGGCCGCCUUCCUCGCCCGGCAGCACAGCUACGGGGAGCCGGCCCCGCUGCCCAGCCACGGCGGCAUCAAGCGCUCCGUCUCCCUGGUCAAGCCCAGCGCCCCCGCCCAGCCCCUCUUCAUGCCUUCCUCGCCCCCGGCCCGGGCCUCCGGGCAGUUCCAUUACUGA
Varanus komodoensis (Komodo dragon) is the source of this 3724-nucleotide messenger RNA. It is a transcript of the gene SEMA6C, whose product is annotated as semaphorin 6C. The record is from RefSeq and is a predicted model, not a curated record. Gene Ontology annotation, molecular function: semaphorin receptor binding; chemorepellent activity. The coding region runs from base 407 to 3724 and encodes 1105 amino acids. Lineage: Eukaryota; Metazoa; Chordata; Lepidosauria; Squamata; Varanidae. Gene Ontology annotation, biological process: negative chemotaxis; negative regulation of axon extension involved in axon guidance; neural crest cell migration. The transcript has 21 exons.